AUGAGUAACCAGCGGAGAGAUCUGAGAAGGAAGACUUUUGUCUGGGUUCUGUCGGUUUGCUUCUUCUCUUCGCUCCUUUUUCAUGCUGCGGUUGCCAUGAAUUGCCAAGACCUGAAGCGAGCGGGAAUCAUCCCCGAUGUCCUUCCCGAGUCGGCGUGUAGAGCGCUUUCUGUGGAGGUCGGCAUUCAAUUCGCCAGCGGCUCGCCGACCAAAGGAUCCCGCAUGGCUCUGCAUGCAGUCACUGACUGUCCGACAAUUACGCUCUCUCAGCGACCUGAACAAGGACAGAAAGCUGUCGUUUUCCUGACUGACCCAGACGCCCCCAGUCGCUUGGUGCAUCUCCCAUCAACUAGUGAACUCAGGCGCGUUGUGCGUUUCAGAGCGAACCCUGUCGCUGGCGAAUGGGCGCAUUGGGUUGCAUCUGCAGAGGACAAAACAAUUCAGAGCGGCUCCAAGACAUUCCUUCCCUACGCACCCCCCACCCCCCCCAAAGGCACCGGACCGCACCGUUACGUCGCGCUCGUUUAUUUCGGCUCAACCUCCAAACUGACUGGUGUCCCUUCGCCCGCCAACCGACGCCAAUGGGGCGGUCCACGACACGCGCAUGCAGUUGCGUCUGAAAGCGGUCUUGCGCUUGUGGGUGUCAAUUGGUUUACAGUUGAACAUAAAUAA
Messenger RNA from Neospora caninum, 672 nucleotides. RefSeq lists its product as hypothetical. The transcript is spliced from 4 exons. Bases 1 to 672 code for a protein of 223 amino acids. NCBI's taxonomy places the organism in Eukaryota, Apicomplexa, Conoidasida, Eucoccidiorida, Sarcocystidae. The record is from RefSeq and is a predicted model, not a curated record.